This is a messenger RNA of Equus caballus (horse), 3516 nucleotides long. The record is from RefSeq and is a predicted model, not a curated record. Lineage: Eukaryota; Metazoa; Chordata; Mammalia; Perissodactyla; Equidae.
AGUUCUCACGUCUCGGCCAAGACCCCGCGCCCAUCGAGUUUGGGCACCAGUUGGCCAAGAUUCUCCCUCCACACACCGAUUUCUAGAAGCCCUGGAGCAGACGGUGGGCGGCACAGUAAUGCAGGCCACGGAUGGAAGGGGAAAGUGUCCCGGCUGGGGUUCGAAGGGCAGAUAUUAAACUUUUUAAUAGAAUUGAUUGGACUACUUGAACCAUCCGAAUAUUGGGAAGAACUCCAGAUUUUUCAUUUUUAAAGAAACUCUAAAUGUAUGAGAAAUUUACAGAAUGGAGGACGAAAAGGAAAAUCUCUUUUUUGAGCCACAUAAAAGGGGACUGAUGAAAACACCUCUGAAAGCAUCCACGGCAGUGAAUUUACCGUUGCCGGAGAGCCAGCCGGACUUCGGCCCUUUAACCACGCCCACCAAGCCCAAGGAAAUCGCCCAUGGAGAACCCUGGACGCCAACAGCCAACCUGAAAAUGCUCAUCAGUGCCGCGAGCCCUGAGAUCCGCAGCAGAGACGAGAAAAGGGGGUUGUUUGACAACAGAAAUGAAUUACCUGAGGCCAAAGAUUCUUUACACGAACACUUAUCUGGAGACGAAUAUGAGAAAUCCCAACCGAGUCGAAAGGAGAAAAGUUUAGGAUUGUUGUGUGUUAAGUUCUUAGAGCGCUAUCCGGAGUAUCCCAACCUUGCUCUGAAUAAUGACAUUUGUCUCGACGAAGUGGCCGGGGACCUUAAGGUGGAGCGUCGACGCAUUUACGACAUCGUGAACGUCCUAGAGAGUUUACACAUGGUGAGCCGCCUCGCCAAAAACAGGUACACUUGGCACGGGCGACAUAAUCUCAACCAAACCCUGCAGGCUUUGAAGAGCACCGCGGAGAAGAACAGGUACGCCAAGCAGAUUAUGAUGAUCAAAAAGAAAGAAUACGAACAAGAGUUUGACUUUACUAAGGGUUGCAGUAUAGAGGAUCAUAUCGUCAAAGACGACACCGACCAAAAUGGACAACCAGACGUGUGUUUUGUCGAACUCCCCGGAAUGGAAUUUCGGGCAGCUUCUGUAAACAGCCGCAAAGAGAAGUCUUUAAGAGUGAUGAGCCAGAAAUUCGUGAUGCUGUUUUUGGUGUCAACGCCUCAGAUAGUAAGCCUAGAAAUUGCUGCCAAGAUUUUAAAUGGGGAGGACCACGUGGAAGAUUUGAAUAAAAGCAAGUUUAAAACGAAAAUUAGGAGGUUGUAUGAUAUAGCUAAUGUUCUGAGAAGCCUGGACCUUAUUAAGAAAGUUCACGUGACGGAGGAAAGAGGCCGAAAACCAGCUUUUAAGUGGAUAGGCCCAGAAAUCAGCCCCAAUCCCAGUGAUCUGGAGGUGGAGAAGUCCAUGAUCAAGGUGCCAGCAGAUUCCGUGUCUGGCUGCAGCCCAGUCAUUACUUUCACCUCCUCUGAUCUGGAAGUGAGGCGGUCCUCAAAAGAGAACUGUGCCAAAAACCUCUUUUCCACCUGUGGGAAACCAAACUUUACUCGACACCAAUCUCUUAUCAAACUGGUAAAGAGCAUAGAAAGUGAUCGGAGAAAGAUAAACUCUGCUCCCAGCAGCCCUGUCAAGACCAACAAAGCUGAGAGUUCUCAGAAUUCUGCACCCUUCCAAAGUAAAAUGGCUGACCCCACAGCUAUUUGCAAAAUGCAGUUAGAAGAGCAAUCAAGUGAACCUAGAAACAAAGUGAAAGUACAACUGGCAAGAUCUGGGCCUUGCAAACCAGUGGCCCCUCUGGACACCCCAGUGAAUGCUGAGCUGGAACUGAUGGCAUCAUCCCUCACCCAGUCCCUGGGGGUGGUCCCCCUGCUCCCCAGCCCACUGUCAUCGGCGGUGCCCGUGAUCCUACCUCAGGCCCCUUCGGGCCCACCCUAUGCCAUCUACUUGCAGCCUGCCCAUGCCCAAAGCAUGACGCCACCCCAGGGUCUAAGCCCGACAGUCUGCUCCACUCCCUCCUCUAAAGCUACAAGAUCAAAAGACCCUGCAGAUGCCACCACCGAGAAGGCAGCCAAGGAUACCGCAAAGCCCAGUGCCUCCACCAGACCUGGAAGCUUGCUGCCAGUGCCAGAGAGACAAGGUACAAAGAACCGAGACAGGGAGCCUGCUAGAGAAAGAGGCUCCAAGAGGGCAAGCGUGUUCGAGGACAGUGCUUCCAAAAAGAAAUUUAAAGAAGACCUAAAAGGACUUGAAAACGUCUCUGCGACCUUGUUCCCAUCAGGAUACCUAAUCCCUCUCGCCCAGUGCCCAUCCCUCGGGGCAGAGUCCAUUUUGUCUAGUACGGAAAACUCAGGUACAGUUUCCCCAAACCACAGGAUCUACAGCUCCCCAAUCGCAGGUGUUAUUCCAGUGACAUCAUCCGAACUCACUGGUGUUAAUUUUCCCUCUUUCCCUGUGACGUCUUUCAAGCUAAUGGUCUCGCCAACUCCCGUGGCAGCUGUCCCUGUCGGGAGCAGCACGGCUCUCACUUCGAGCCACGCCAUUCCCGUCCAGAACCCAAGCUCAGCCAUUGUCAACUUAACCCUGCAGCACUUGGGACUCAUCCCCCCCGGUGUGCAGGUGUCCGCCAGCCCCGGGCCUGGGACCGUUCCCGUGUCUCCAAGAAUAGAGGCUGUUAGUGUCGCCCCAGACAGCACGGGCACUCAGCAAGGACGGGCCACCCGGUACGACUCGCCAGUGCCAGGCCACAACCAACCGAAUGGACAAUCAGUUGCUGUGACAGGGGCACAACAGCCUGUUCCUGUGACACCCAAAGGGUCACAAUUAGUGGUGGAAAGUUUCUUCCGAACCCCAGGUGGACCAACAAAGCCAACAGGCUCAGCCUGCACGGAUUCCGAUGGUGCUAGUAAAACCUCUGUUGGAACACUCUUUGUCCCUCAGCGAAAACUGGAAGUCUCAACGGAGGAUGCCCAUUAAUGGACAGACUGGGCUUCGUUCACUUUUCUAAAACGUUGUUUAAUGGAGAAGAUGUACUCAGACAGAUUUGGAGAACACGUUCUCUGAAAAUACUGUAGAUACGUUGGGAGUUUACUUAAUUUCAAACCAAACACUUAUUUUCGUACUUAUAUAUAUAUACACGCAUAUAUAUAUAUAUAUUUGUAUUAAGCUAAGUUCAGCCAUCAGUCCUGCAAAAUGAAAGUAAAAUGUUGGACUAAGGUGUAGUAACUUCUGGGAGGAAAGGGUUCAUUAUUUCAACUGUGCCUAUGCUAUUAUGCAAAGUAACUGUGUUAAAGUUUACAUCUCCUUGAGUGAAUAUGUGACAUGCCUAACGCAGCAUUGUCUUAAACUUUGCACAAAGAAGAUGCUGUGACAUACAAUGUUAUAUUUUUAAGUGAGAAGGCAAUAGCUAUAUUUUUUGUAAUUUCUUUAAUCUGUUGUUGUUACAAUAUGUCUUUUUGUAAAGUUAGCAGCGAUCCUCAAUCAGGUCUAUGGAAAAAUUAUUUAUAAAAUGUAUUUUUAAUCAUAAGUUGUUCAAAUUAAAACUUUUCUAAAAUGUA